Messenger RNA from Lagopus leucura (white-tailed ptarmigan), 2158 nucleotides. RefSeq names its product lipoic acid synthetase (gene LIAS). Gene Ontology annotation, molecular function: lipoate synthase activity; 4 iron, 4 sulfur cluster binding. Gene Ontology annotation, biological process: lipoate biosynthetic process. The transcript has 11 exons. Gene Ontology annotation, cellular component: mitochondrion. NCBI's taxonomy places the organism in Eukaryota, Metazoa, Chordata, Aves, Galliformes, Phasianidae. The record is from RefSeq and is a predicted model, not a curated record. The coding region runs from base 1 to 1158 and encodes 385 amino acids.
AUGUCGCUGCUGCCCAGGGGCUGCCGCGGCGCCGCCGCUACCGCUGCCCGGCGACUGCUGCUGCUAUCGGGGCCUCACGCGCGGGUGUCAGAAAGCCAUGUGUGUAACCAGUACGGAACAUCAAGUUCUUUGCCUGAGGAGACAAAAAAAAUUCUCCAAAAUGGACCAGACUUAGAGGACUUUGUAUCAGGAGAUUUGGCAGAUAAGAGUGCGUGGGCUGAGUACAAAGGCAAUUUAAAGCGUCAGAAAGGAGAAAGGCUACGACUUCCUCCAUGGCUGAAAACAGAGAUUCCCAUGGGCAAAAAUUACAAUAAACUGAAAAAUACCUUGAGGAGUUUAAAUCUGCACACGGUAUGUGAGGAAGCACGUUGUCCCAACAUUGGGGAAUGCUGGGGAGGUGGUGAAUAUGCUACAGCUACAGCUACUAUUAUGCUGAUGGGUGACACGUGCACUAGAGGCUGCAGAUUUUGUUCAGUAAAGACAGCAAAAAAUCCACCUCCACUGGAUCCCGAGGAGCCUUAUAACACAGCAAAAGCUAUUGCUGAGUGGGGCUUGGACUACGUUGUAUUGACAUCGGUGGACAGAGACGAUAUGCCUGAUGGUGGAGCAGAACACUUCGCAAAGACGGUCUCCCAUCUGAAAGAAAGGAACUCAAAAAUAGUUGUGGAAUGCCUUACCCCUGAUUUCCGAGGGGACCUUAAGGCUGUGGAGAAGGUAGCACUGUCAGGGCUGGACGUGUAUGCCCACAACGUGGAGACCGUUCCGGAAUUACAGAGGAAAAUCCGCGAUCCCCGAGCCAACUUCGAGCAGUCCGUCCGUGUGCUGAAGCACGCCAAGGAGGUGCAGCCCCGUGUCAUUUCCAAGACAUCCCUCAUGCUAGGGCUGGGUGAGACAGAUGAACAGGUGUUUUCAACGAUGAAGUUGUUGCGUGAAGCAGGUGUGGAUUGUUUGACUCUAGGACAAUACAUGCAACCAACAAAACGUCACCUAAAGGUUGAGGAGUAUGUAACACCUGAAAAAUUCAAAUACUGGGAAAAAGUAGGAAACGAUCUUGGAUUCCAUUACACAGCUAGCGGGCCUCUAGUGCGUUCCUCCUAUAAAGCAGGUGAAUUCUUCUUGAAGAACUUGGUGGAAAAAAGAAAGACGAAAGUCAUCUGAAAAGGAGAGUGAGCCUAUUUAAAGCAGCCAGUUCUAAGGAUCCUUUUUCAGCACAUAAUUAUACCCAGUUCCAGAAAUACAGAAGACCAGAUGGCGGAGGCACGAAAACUUACUAUCUUUCCAGAACAUUUUACUCUUACCAAAACACUGUUAUUGUACCUAACUCCUGGCAAUGCUACAACUAUGUAGUCCUUCCAGCAUUAAGUAGUAAGUCAGAAGACAGAAUUGAUUUUGAAAGAGCAAAGUGAUUGAGGUAAGCUGAAAAAUAAUCAGAGGUUUAAGUAAAGAUUUGAUGCUACCAUCAAUGUUGCUGCAAUUAGAUACUGCUUCAGAUGCCAAUAAUAGGUAUUUUGAAAGGCAGUGAGAUCUUGCUGUGUCUUACCAUUACUAUGUAACACAAGCUUGCAGGGACUGUGGGAAAUAAAGGAAUUACAAAAAAGCACACAUGACAAAGGACCACAUUAGGAUUAUUUUGAACCACACCAGAGAAGUACUGUUAAUUCAAGACAUUAUGUCUUUUGCCUGCAUCUUAAGAAAAUUAACUGUGCCAUUCUGAGAGCUAAUGCUUUGCAGGUGUCUCAAAGGAUGAGUUUCAAUUAGGGGAUGAGGUGAAGAAAACAAGAUAGUUAACUUUGUAUAGAUAUCAAUUUAAAACACUAGGAAAUUGAUAGCAGCAAAGAGGGAGCCACCUUUAGCUUGGGUAUGUAUGUGACUGUAACAAACCCCUCUGCUUUCUACAGAUGCUGCUUCAGCAUUGAGUGUCCAGAUUUGUGCAUAUCCUGUACUGUAAUUCUGCUCUGUUGUUGCCUGGGGAUUAAAGUUCUAUACCCCACCUGAGCGUGUGGAGGUUGCAUUCAGUCUGGGUGCCUGCCCCAGGGGAUUUGAUCUGAGUGUUUACUCUUCUGCAUUCAGAUUUAACUGCACUGUGGCUGAAAUGUAAAGUCUGUUAUGUACUGUACUAAGCUCAGGUAGAAAUAAAAGCGUGGCAUAUGGUAUAAUA